AUGAGCGCGUCGGAACGUCUCGUAGCGGCUGGCGAAGAGUUACCGGUGAUUUCCGAGCCGGCGGCGAUGUUUCACGAUUUGGCGUCCAAAGUUCCAAAGUUGGAAAAUUUUUUAAAGAAGAUGAGUCAUCGACCGUUGCGUGUCGCGACAAUGUGUUCAGGUACUGAAUCACCGCUGCUUGCGCUCGAUAAAAUCGCAGACGCUACGGAAAAGCUCUUUGGAUCGAGAUUGAACGUUGAGCACGUGUUCUCGUGCGAAAUUGAGCCGUUCAAGCAGGCAUACAUCGAAAGGAAUUUUUCGCCACCGAUUCUGUUCAGAGAUAUUCGAGAAUUGAAAGAGAAGCAAGCGUACACUGCUUAUGGAGCCUUGGUUGACGUUCCUGGCAAUGUCGACAUUCUUGUCGCCGGUACGUCAUGCGUCGAUUACUCGAAUUUGAACAACGAGCAAAAGCGGUUGAACGAACAAGGUGAAUCCGGUCAGACUUUUCGUGGAAUGAAAGCGUGGAUCAUGCGUUGUAAGCCACCUGUGGUGAUUCUCGAGAAUGUGUGUGGAGCGCCGUGGCAACAAAUCGUGGACGAUUUUGCAUCGUUCGGCUAUACGGCUGAUUUCCUUCGCCUCGAUACGAAGCGAUAUUACAUCCCGCACACGCGCACGCGCGUUUAUCUGCUCGCUGUUCUUGGUGACGACGAUGAAGGCGUGCUCGCUCAGUGGAAAGAAGUCGUCAAACAACUUGAACGACCAUCGAGCUCAACUUUGGAAGCGUUCCUCUUUGAUACGGACGAUCCCAGGGUGAAUAAAGGUCGACAAGACUUGGCGCUCCCGGGUGAAAAGAACACGCGCGCCGAGACUGAUUGGGGUCGAUGCCAAAGUCGACACAUUCGCGCCCGAGUGGAAGAAAAACUUGGUCAGCAACGUCCAUUUACUCAUUGGGACGGUGGUUGUCAGCUGCCAGAUUAUGCGUGGAACGAUUGGGGUAAGGCGCAAACGGAUCGAGUCUUGGAUUUGAUGGAUAUCGAUUACCUCCGUCUCGCGAGAGACGGCGUUGACGCCAUGCACAAAACUCUGGUGUGGAACUUGAGUCAGAACGUAGAUCGAACAACUGGUUCUGUCGCACCGGGUAUUUGUCCGUGUUUGACGCCGUCCAUGGUGCCUUUUGUUACGAACAGAGGUGGGCCUCUGGUCGGUAUCGAGGCGUUGUCGUUACAAGGUAUUCCCGUAGAUGACUUGUUGUUAACGCGCGAAAAUGAAAACCAAAUGUCGGAUUUGGCUGGGAACGCAAUGACAACUACUGUCGUUGGCGUUUGCAUGCUUUCCGCACUCACGCUCAUGGUGGAUAAGCUCGCCAAUCACAAGGAGAACAAUGAGUUUGCGAAGAAGUUGUCCGCUUCGUCAAAGGAAGAAAAGUUGAAGAUUACAAACGUCAUCAGUAAGGCUGAACAAAUCAGCAAAAACACCAAGGUUAUUGGAGAAGAUGCGUUGAAAGAAGAACUGUUGAACCUUGAUGUCAAAUCUGAAAAGAGUGUGUUGGCGUUGAUGGAGUCAGCGCAUCGAUCUUCUCGAUUGUGCGUGUGCGAAGCGCAAAGCGGACUGGCGAGUGAAAUCGAACGAUGCGCAAACUGUGAUCACACGUGCUGCGUAAAGUGUAAGGGACGACCCACGCACACGUACGGAGCGUACAAGCCGACGCGCGUCGCACCGGAUGUGUUUAGUGCAGAGUUGAAGCAGGCGUUGCCGAUGACGGUGAAGUUUUCACAAAAAUUCAAUCUCGAUAGGUACAAGUCAAAUCUUUCCCUCACCUCUCCAUCUGCUCCUAAAUGGAAGGUUUGGAUGGAUGCUUUGAAAGCGGUUGAGAAUGCCGAGUUUCUUUUCCGCGGUUUGCAGCGCGGAAACGUGUGGCGAAUCCACUACGCUUGUCCGGGGGAGGAUUUGAUUAAACUCGAAGGUCGAAUCGACGGGAAGGUGUGCGAAUGGUUCAUCAUUUUUGAACCGUCGCCAAAGUCCGAGCAAAAGCCGGAUGAGAUAUUUUCUCGACCGCUCGCGAGAAUGAUUUUGAGCAAAGAAAAAGCGAAGAAUCUUUUGGACGGGAAUUGGGAGUUAUUCACUCCAGCGCCGGACGCGUUUACAGCCCAGAUUAUCGGAAAAGGCGCUUUGGUCGAUUCCUGGCAAGUUACGCUCGGAAUGGAGCAUGGAAAAACAGUUCUCAACACCGAAAACGAUUGGCCGCUCAAGCGAUUCAGCAGGUACCAGGUUAUCGUCAAGGAUGAGGACAAGAAACAGCUCGACCGGGACAUCAGUGGCGAUUACGCCUUGUACGAUACUUGCGACGCAGCGCAAGCUUCGUUACAUCGAAAGGUAAAUGGAGAGGAAAAAGGAAAGCGCUCUCUCUAUUUCUUUCUCGAUCAAACUCGUAAUAAAGGUGCGGCUCACGAUACGUUUGUCUUCGCAGAUAACCAUCGUCGUUUAAUGUUCGAUGAGUUCCGCGUAGAGACAUGCCACAUUGACACCCAGGAUGGCUUGGCCAAGGGGUGGCGUCCGAGCGAAGAAAAAAUGGGCACUAUUGUCAUCAAAAUCCGUGGGAAAUGGGAAUCUCUGGACAAAUCUGUGAAAAUGGUUGCAAUUGAUACUUCGAAAUCGUGCCUGAGCGUUCCUUCGCCGAAGACUUCGUUGUCUCAGGGCAACGAAUCGUGCAACGCCGCGUUGGCUGUCGUCAAAUGCUCGGUGCCGCUCGCUCAAGUGGACAAGGACGCUUGGCCUACGGGAGAGUUUGAGACUAUCCGCUUAGAUAAAAGUGCCGAGACGUUCAAGAGAUUGCAUUGGUUUACGUCGCGACUCGAAAUACCAAAGUCGCUGCAGAGAUGGAACGGUUUGGACUUGAAAGUACCAAACAAGCACUCGUCAGACAGAUGCGAUGAGUACAUUUGUUCGAGGUGCGCUCCCGUUCCGCCAACUUUACGAUGGAGUAGAUUUUAUGGUUCGAACAAAAUUGAAGCUCGAGAGGAUCCGCAACAAGCGGCGGAGUACGAGCAAGCGCUCAAGUGUCGACCGGCGCCGUUCAUUGUACGUUGGAAACGCGAAGCCAAUAUGGGUAAGUUUCUCAUUGCGAUCAAUCCGUCCACGUUAGUGCAUCGUGCUUUGGCUCACUUGUCGCCAACAAUGCACACCGCAGGUGCGACCGGCGAGCUGCUUAAUACGUCGUGGAAGAUUGUUUCUCACGACGAAAAAUCUGUCGAGCAGUUGCCAAAGUCUUUUGAAUUGAAAUCGAACAGAUUCAACGCUCCCGCAUCGCAACCUCCGAAGUGGAGUAAAAAAUAUCCACUCCGUCCCGAACAACUGCGCUCUCUCGGCUGGAUGAUUGAGCAAGAGACCACAAAGGAACCAUUCAUUGAAUCCGAAGUCGCCGAGAGCUUGAUUCCAAGACUUGGGUUGCGCAUGGACGGUAAGGUUGAGGUGAAGAAAACAGUUCGAGGCGGUAUCGUCGCCGAUCAAGUCGGUUACGGGAAAACCGCGAUUUCCAUCGGUGCUAUACUCGCAAAUCAAAUACCGUUUCCCUCCGAGAAGGAAAGUGCAGUUUUGAAACCCGUACGAGCGAUUCCAACUCGUGCAACGCUCGUUGUUGUGCCCUCACAGCUCAUGCGGCAGUGGCCGCGAGAAGUUGAAAAAUUUUCGGAAAAGGGUGCCUUGAAGACUGUCGUCGUAAAAACUGUUGCGGAUAUGACUGCGUUGACGGCGAAAUGCGUCAUGAACGCGGACGUGGUUAUCGUUGCCACCUCUGUGUUCCGAUCGAAGCUUUACUUUGAUCGUCUCGCAAAACUUGCGGGGACUAAGACGAUGCCGGAUCCGAAGAGCGGCGCUCAAGGUCGUCACUUCACUUCUGACUAUAACCUUGCUUUGAAAGGUUUGGGCGAUCAAGUCGAGGCACUUACUGAUCCAAAGCGCGGUGCGAAGUACGUUGCCGAGCACACGAAGAAGAAUGUGAACGUUCUCGGUGAACUCACUUUGCAACCGAAGCGCUUGAAAGGCGCCAAGUUGGUUGCUGCCACGGUUGCUGCCGGUGGCGAGGGGUUCACGCACAUCGAGGAGAUGUUUGCCGCAAAAGAAAACGUAUCUUCAAAUCCGGUGCAGAAGCCUGUGGUGGAGAAGCCGAUGAGUCCUUCGAGGAAGACGCCGAUCAAGAAGAGCAAAGUUGCUACGCCGUCCAAGAAAAGUGCCGUUUCAGCGAGAUCCACGCCCUUGAAAAAGCAAACAACUCCGAAGAAAGCCUCGAGUGCGAUUCGAUCGUUGCCGAGUUCUCGAGCUGGAACUCCACGUAAAGUGGUGGCUGCUACUCCUUCGAAACGAACUUCUGCGCGCAACACGCCUCGCAAAAAUUAUUACGAAGAGGACGAUUUAUCAGAAGACAUGUUGCGUGAUUCUGACGACGAUUUUGCGUCCGAGGACAUCAGUGAUGACGAAGAUGAGGAUGCCUUUGACGUUGACGACGACGAUGACGACUUCGAUGACGAGAGACCGAAGCCUAAGAAGAAGAAAAAGAGUGGUGCGGCGAAGCGUAAACUGGCUCCCGGGGAAGAAAAGGAUCACUGGGGACUCGAAACCGAAGCUGUUCAAGAAAAUUGGCGUCGAAUGACAUCUGUCCCAUUUGAAAUGUUUCACUGGAGACGGGCAAUCAUCGAUGAGUUCACAUACUUGAAGAAUUCGGACAGAGCAGUCGUACUUGGUCUCAAGACGCAGUCGCGCUGGUGUUUGUCUGGUACUCCUCCCGUUGGCGAUUUCGCAGACGUGAAAAGUACGGCGGCUUUACUUGGCGUUAAUCUCGGAAGCGAUGAAGUACCAAGGUACACAAAGUCCGAAAUUACCAAAGCGGAAUCAUUUCAGUUCUUCAAGGAAAAGCCUUCGCAGCAAUGGCAUCGCAGACGCUGGUCGGUGGCUCAAACCUUCAUGGAUCGUUUCAUGCGUCAAAAUAUCGCAGAGAUUGACGAGAUCAAGUACAAAGACACGAGACUCGACGUACAGUUACGCCCAGCGGAACGGGCGAUUGCGCUCGAGCUCGAUCACUAUUUGCAGUCCAUGGAUAUGAAAGCAAAGAAGAAAAAGCGAGGCGCUGGAGCUGAUCGCGACUCGCGACUGGCUACUGUGCUAGGCUCCUCCGCAACGGCCGAAGAAGCCUUAUUAAAGCGCGUCGCGUAUUACGAACUCGAUGAAGCGGAUGGAACUGCCGUUCGAACAUGCCAAGAUAUUGUGAACUUGCGCAUAAAACAGCGAGAUGCGUGUUUGGAGGAGAUUGGCAAGGAGAUUUGCACCGGGCGUAUUCUACAAGACGAAUGUAAAACUUUGAGUAAAAAGAUGGAGCAGGCUUACGAAGAAGGUGAAGACGAGUUCCACGCGUGGGAGCAAAACGUCUUUGAUAAGACUGGUGGAGUAGAUUACGUUGGUGAUCCCGAGGCGCACAACAUCUUGUCGAAGGUGUUGAGAGAUAACGAUCUCAAGGCGGCGAAAAAAGUGGAGACGAAGACGAACCCUCCGCAGUACAGUAAGAUUGAACUCGUCAUCGAAGGCAAGCUCACUACUGCAACGAUUUUGGCAUACCAGGGUCAGCACAGACAAAACGCUAAACUGGAGUAUAAGAGCGCGUCUUCAGGUAAGAUGCAGAGCACAGAAAAGAACUUGAAAAGAGUUGAUUACAAAGUUAUCAAGUUGGCACCUGAAAAGUCCAAGUCUGACUCGAGCGACAACGCUUCGAAAGUGAACACACCGAAGAAGGUCAAGAAAGAAUCCAAGAACGACAAAGCCUGGGAACUGCGCGAGCACACGCAUCAGUUGAUUGCUUUACAGAAGGAACUCGUCGGUCGUGUCCGAUCUUUGCGCUUCUUUCAAUCAGUGCGCGACUUACAGGCGAAGGUUGCAACAGCCACCGUCAAAUGCCAAGUCUGCUUGAAGGAAGUUAAGAAAUCCAACACCAGCGUCUUAUCGACGUGCGGUCACUUCGGAUGCCUCGUGUGUCUCAGAGAGAAUGCUUCCAAGCAAGCGUGCGGUGUUGCUGGUUGCAAUUGCGCGCAGCGUGAUUCAUCGGUCGUUUCGGCAGAUUCUCUCGGUACUGAACUUUCCAUGCAAGGAAAGAAAGGGAAGGGCAGCGUAUCUGUGAUUGGUAAGCACGGCUCCAAACUCAUCGAUCUUGUCAAUCACAUCAACAACAUUCCAAAAGAAGAGCGCAUAUUGGUAUUCGUCCAAUUUACGGACUUGAUGGCGCAAGUCGCGAAUGUUUUAAAUGAGGCUGGAAUCAAAACGCUGAAAUUGAAAGGCUCGGUGCACCAACAAACUGGCGCGCUCGAUGAAUUUCAACAGGAAGACAUGAAGAAAGGAAGUGCGCGCGUUCUUCUUCUGUUGGGACGCGAUGAAUCUGCAUCGGGUGCGAACUUGACCACAGCGAAUCACGCAAUCUUUGUGCAUCCGCUCCUGACUGCGACGAAUUACGAAUACGUCGCCAGUGAGACGCAAGCGAUUGGACGCAUUAGACGUUAUGGUCAGUCGCGCGAGGUGAACACCUGGAGAUUUAUUGUAAAAGAUUCAAUAGACUCCGAAAUUUACGAGGAGCGUACAAGGGAAGCUACUCAAGUAUAA
Messenger RNA from Bathycoccus prasinos, 6615 nucleotides. RefSeq lists its product with no specific name. The coding region runs from base 1 to 6615 and encodes 2204 amino acids. Gene Ontology annotation, molecular function: ATP-dependent chromatin remodeler activity; methyltransferase activity; ATP binding. The transcript has a single exon. Lineage: Eukaryota; Viridiplantae; Chlorophyta; Mamiellophyceae; Mamiellales; Bathycoccaceae. The record is from RefSeq and is a predicted model, not a curated record.